CCGGCCGGCUAUCCCCGCCGCUAAUUUUUUGUAUAAAUAGGCACUCACAAAUCCCCAGUUCACCACGAGUUUCACACACUCAAUCAAUUCAAUGUCUAUCCCUGCUACUCAAACUGCCGCUGUCUUCCACGAGCAUGGUGGUCCCGAGAACGUUAAGUUCGAGGAGAUCGCUGUUCCCGAGCCUGGUCAAGGUGAGGUCUUGGUCAACAUCAAGUACACUGGUGUCUGCCACACUGACCUUCACGCCCUUCAAGGUGACUGGCCUCUUCCCGCCAAGCUUCCCUUGGUCGGUGGUCACGAGGGUGCCGGUAUCGUCGUCAAGUUGGGCCCUGGUGUCACUCAACUCAAGCUCGGCGACCGUGUCGGUGUUAAGUGGUUGAACUCCUCCUGUGGCAACUGCGAGUACUGCAUGGCCUCUCAAGAGUCUAUCUGCCCCAACGCCAAGUUCUCUGGUUACCUCGUUGACGGUUCUUUCCAACACUACUGUGUUGCCAACGCCGCCCACGCUACCAAGAUCCCCGAGUCUGUUUCCUUGGAGGUCGCUGCCCCCAUCAUGUGUGCCGGUAUCACUGUUUACCGUGCCUUGAAGGAGGCCGGUGUUCACCCCGGUGAGUGGGUCUGCAUUCCCGGCGCCGGUGGUGGAUUGGGUCACUUGGCUGUCCAAUACGCUCGUGCCAUGUCUAUGCGUGUCGUCGCUAUUGACACUGGUGUCGAGAAGGAGGAGCUCCUUAAGAGCUUGGGUGCCGAGGUCUUCCUUGACUUCAAGAAGGUCCCCGACAUGGUUGAGGCCGUUAAGGAGGCCACCAACGGUGGUGCCCACGGUACUUUGGUUCUUUCCACCUCUCCCAAGUCUUACGAGCAAGCUGCUGGCUGGGCCCGUCCCGGUUCCACCAUGGUCACUGUCUCCAUGCCUGCCGGUGCCAAGUUGGGCGCUGACAUCUUCUGGUUGACCGUCAAGAUGCUUAAGGUUUGCGGUUCCCACGUCGGUAACCGUCUUGACUCCUGCGAGGCUGUUGAGUACGUUGCUCGUGGCCAAGUUAAGCCCGUCUACAAGGUCUGGCCCUUCUCCACUCUCCCUGACGUUUACCACGCCAUGCACGAGAACAAGAUCGCUGGCCGUAUUGUUUUGGACUUGAGCAAGUAAGCACAACCAUUUAUGAUAGAAACAGACGGUAAAUGAAAUU
Schizosaccharomyces japonicus yFS275 is the source of this 1184-nucleotide messenger RNA. Its product is annotated as alcohol dehydrogenase Adh1. The coding region runs from base 92 to 1144 and encodes 350 amino acids. Gene Ontology annotation, molecular function: alcohol dehydrogenase (NAD+) activity; oxidoreductase activity; zinc ion binding. The transcript has a single exon. Lineage: Eukaryota; Fungi; Ascomycota; Schizosaccharomycetes; Schizosaccharomycetales; Schizosaccharomycetaceae. The record is from RefSeq and is a predicted model, not a curated record. Gene Ontology annotation, biological process: ethanol metabolic process.